CGUGGCACGCGAGCCAUCUCGAGGUUACAGGAGCGAGCGAGCAGUGAGCACAGUUUGCUGCGCUGUUUGAGGGGAGGCGAUCUUCUUGACGGCUUUGUGCAUCCAGCCGCCGAUGCUGUCUGCCGAGCCAGGCUUGAAACCCGUUACAUCGGCAGGUGUUCCGAGAGGCCGCGAAACGGCCGCAGCACCAGUCAACCAGUGCGCGCUUGUCGCCAUGUCGCGUCGCUCGAAGACACCCGGGUGGCAGUGCUGAAGCGGCGAGUUGCUGCCCGAUGGAUCGGGCAUUGAUUCAGGGCAUCAAGCGUCUGCGAGUGCUGACCCCGUACGACUAUGACAACAUGGAUGAACUCGUCCAGGACCUGACUAGUGCCCUUGAGGAGUCCUCCUCGUCUGCUCAGCAUCGCCACCCACCGCAGCGCAAGUGGUGCUCCAAGAAGGCUCUUUUGCCCCUGGACACUGCACGUCUGCCAGGGAGUGUGUCAUCUUCGACCACGUGCCAGACCACCCGUUCUGUGAGCGCUGUUUCUGGAGAUGACUCGGAAUCCAGCCUGGAGGGGCGUGCCCUGCCUCGAAUGCUGGAUGCUGCGCAGAGUGACUCGGACGACCUGCUCCAGCGCCUGUGCGCAUGGCGCCACCGGCAGUCCAAUGCGGCCGAAUCGGACUCUCUCAACGAGAACUGCCUGCCCACAACAGUGAGACCGCAACGGCGCAAGCGAAAGCUCAAGCGCAUGGCUGUGGACCUGGAGCCACCGUCUGGAGACUCGUCCCAAGGAUUGCCAGACAUCAGCAAGCCGGUGGCAUUAUCUCAUCCCAAGGGAACCACGGCUGGAGGAUCACAGCAGCUGUGCGGUCCUCCAGCAGCAAGAGCAGCUGCAGGCAGCCUGUGUGGCAAACGGAAGCGCAGCAUGCGCGAACGCAGCCUUGAGUCGGUAGGCCACCGACGUUCCUCUGAAUGCUGUGAUGACAUGGAGCUGGAGGAGUCAAAACCGCACCAUGGCGAAGCCAGUAGCAGCAGCCUGAGCAGCAGUGAGAGCGACGCUGGCAUCUUGACAAAUGACGAAGGUCGGGAAGGGGACGAUGAGCAGAGUGACUUCUUCCACGAGGGUGGACCCAGCUGCUGGUGGGAUGAACUGGAUGGGGAGCUGGAUGCCCGCUUUCAAGCCAUCUUGGCUGGUAGCCUCAAGCACCUGUCACCUGCAGCACGUCGAGCCUACCACAAUAAUGCCAAGGGUGGCAGAGCCAUUCGGUCCGGCCGGCGGAGGCUUGCCAAAUCAGUGGUGUCAAUUUCCCUCCCCACAACUUCAUCUCAUAGAUCGGUGGAGUUUCUGUCAAAAUCGGAGAACUGGCCAGGGUCUGUUUCGAGUGAGCGUGUUCCACGUACCUGCCUGGCAGAAGUAAAGCGCCGGCGUCGCACACCUCCCAUCGGACCCAUAGUCCCAGGAUUGGUAGGCAGUAAGGCUGCUCCCAUUGGAGAGUCCAGUGUGGGCCACCAACUGCUCCGGCGACUCGGUUGGGAGCCCGGCCGGGGACUGGGGCCAGUCGGUGCCGGGGUGCUGCUGCCAGUGCCAGCGCAUGUGCGUCCACGUGGUCGUCCAGGGCUGGGGUUUGCACCCCCACCACCACCACCUCCCCCUUCGCCACAACCCACAGCUCAGCAGACCGCUGUGGAGGGAGCCUCAUUGUCCAGCUGACCAUGUCUGCGGCCAACCACUCCUUCCACACUGCCAACUAGCAGGCUACAUCACCACACCCGGAAUCUCUUACCAGCAGCCACCUAAGGUCUGAAGGCGGCGCAUGAGCACUGCCAGCUACAGCUGCUGUAUGGGGUCUACCUGCAAAGCAUCCCUGGCUCUAAAGGCCAGGCAUCUUGUGGCAUCAUCAUCACUGCCUGAUGGAAUGCGAGUCUAGCAUGCUGAGCUCUUCUAGUGGUGAACUGGACAUUUGUGUGUGUGGCUCAGCAGUGGACUAAUUAAAAAGCUUGUACUCAGUGAUUUUUGGUUCCCUGAAAAAAUAAGGGGGCCGCGUUUCUUCUGACCAAUCAUGGACAUUUGUUGGUGUUGUUUUAGCAAGGGAGGUGCCCCAUCUUUUUUGUAUAGUCAUGGUUAGAACUGCUAGGUGUGCUGUCUCUUGUGGUGAGUUUUUAUUGCCAUUCCUGUACUGUCAUGACAUCAUUGCUCCAUUUCCUUUAAAUUUGGCCUUGACACUUUUUAUUGCUGAUGGUUGGCUUCAGUUCCUUUGUAAUUUAGAAGCCAGCGAAUAACACCAGUUAUUGCACUCCUUGUCAUAUGCAGUGACCGCACCUCUUGAUGAGAAGUGUUUUAGUGGAGCACCAUUUUACGAGCUGCUGUCUUCUAAAUUCCACUUUAUAAUAAAGCAUUUUGGAUAAAUGGAAAUGUGUAACGCCUCAUAGUAUUGCAGUGAAG
This is a messenger RNA of Rhipicephalus sanguineus (brown dog tick), 2423 nucleotides long. RefSeq names its product G patch domain-containing protein 2. The coding region runs from base 273 to 1691 and encodes 472 amino acids. Lineage: Eukaryota; Metazoa; Arthropoda; Arachnida; Ixodida; Ixodidae. The record is from RefSeq and is a predicted model, not a curated record. Gene Ontology annotation, molecular function: nucleic acid binding. The transcript has 11 exons.